Sphaeroforma arctica JP610 is the source of this 1352-nucleotide messenger RNA. Its product is annotated as obg-like ATPase 1. The coding region runs from base 57 to 1226 and encodes 389 amino acids. NCBI's taxonomy places the organism in Eukaryota, Ichthyosporea, Ichthyophonida. The transcript is spliced from 9 exons. Gene Ontology annotation, molecular function: ATP binding; GTP binding; ATP hydrolysis activity. The record is from RefSeq and is a predicted model, not a curated record. Gene Ontology annotation, cellular component: cytoplasm.
ACCAACUUACCAAGUGCUCAGCUAUUAGUUUUGAAUUAGAUAUAGCAGUAAUCACUAUGCCACCCAAGAAAAAGCAAGUUACAGAGGAGCCCAAGCCUUUGCUUGGUCGAUUCGGAACCAGUUUAUCCUGUGGAAUUGUCGGUGUGCCCAAUGUAGGGAAAUCGACCUUCUUCAAUGUGCUGUGUAACAUGGAGGCCUUGGCUGCCAACUAUCCUUUCGCCACCAUCGACCCCAAUGAGUCGCAAGUGCCCGUUCCUGACGAGCGAUUCGACUUUCUUGUGGAGACACACACGCCCAAGUCAGUCAUCCCCGCCAUCCUGAAGGUGUGGGACAUUGCUGGACUAGUGAAGGGUGCCUCCACUGGUGAGGGUUUGGGUAACGCUUUCUUGUCGCACAUCAACGCUGUUGAUGGUAUCAUCCACAUGGUGCGGUGCUUCGACGAUGCGGAUGUGACCCACGUCGACGGCACGGUAGACCCCGUGCGUGAUUUGGAGACCAUCCACGAGGAGCUGCGUAUUAAGGAUGUCGAGAAGCUCAUGAAGACCUUACCUGAGCUUAGGAAGCGAGUCGCGCGUAGUGGUAAGGAUAAGGCUGCAGCACUUGCAUUGGAGUAUGCCGAGAAGUUCUACCAGCACCUGGAGGUGGAGAAGAAGGACAUGCGUUCGGGUACUUGGACUGCUAAGGAGAUCGAAGCCGCGAACGACUACCUUUUUCUGUCGUCGAAGCCCGCGAUCUACUUAGUAAAUCUCAGCGGCAAAGAUUAUAUUCGCAAGAAGAAUAAAUACAUGAUGAAGGUCAAGACGUGGAUUGACGCUCGUAACCCCGGAGACAUGAUGAUUCCUUGGAGUGGAGAGUUUGAGGAGCAGAUACGCGAGAUGGAGCCCGAGGAUCGUGCCAAAUACUUGGAAGAGAAUAAAGUGCAGAGUGCGCUGCCCAAGAUUAUCAAGGCCGCCUACAAGAGUCUGCGUCUACAGUACUUCUUCACCGCUGGACCUGAUGAGGUUCGUGCCUGGACAAUCCGGGAGGGCGACAAAGCACCUAGAGCCGCUGGAAAGAUUCACACUGAUUUUGAGAAGGGCUUCAUUAUGGCAGAUGUCAUGAAAUAUACUGAUUUCCACGAGCACAAGACCGAGAAUGCUGUGAAGGCGGCAGGAAAGUACCGCCAAGAAGGGAAGAACUACGUUGUCGCGGAUGGCGACAUUAUUUUCUUCAAGUUCAACAACUAGAGCAAACAUGGCUCGCUCUAAUAGUCAGGUAAAAAUGGUAUAGGAAUGGUCGCGGAUGAUAGUCAGCAUUUGUUAAUGUACAGAAAAUAAACUAUCAACCCCGCCUAUUCCUGCGGUUACACUAGA